This is a messenger RNA of Aspergillus homomorphus CBS 101889, 1496 nucleotides long. RefSeq names its product putative acyl-CoA:6-aminopenicillanic-acid-acyltransferase. The transcript has 3 exons. The record is from RefSeq and is a predicted model, not a curated record. Bases 11 to 1117 code for a protein of 368 amino acids. Lineage: Eukaryota; Fungi; Ascomycota; Eurotiomycetes; Eurotiales; Aspergillaceae.
CGAGCUCGAAAUGCAUGCAAAGAUAGAAGAACCCCCAAAGAUAGUGCUUAGCGGCACUCCGCGAGAAAUCGGCCUGCAACAUGGCGAACAGCUCCAGUCCCAGAUCAAGAAUCAGCUGGCCGUCUACGGAGCUAUGUUCCAACACACCUCCAAGAUCUCGUGGGACGCUGUGCUCGACCUGGCGGAGGAGUUCCGCGCCACACUCGCGCAGUCCACCCCCGACCUCCUGGCCGAAAUGCAAGGCAUCGCAGACGGGGCCGGUGUCUCCCUCCUUGAUAUCGUCGCCCUGAACUGCCGCAGUGAGAUUUCAUUUGGCAAGUUCUCCGACGGGUGUACGAGUCUCUCGCUCCAUCGCCAGGGGCGAGGCCGCAUCCUCGCGCAGAACUGGGAUUUCACCACCCAAGUGCAGAAGAAUCUUGCCUUAGUGGAGAUCGUCCAAACAGACAAACCCGUCAUUUACAUGGUCACUGAGGCCGGUCUCGUCGGCAAGAUCGGCUUCAACAGCGCCGGCGUCGGCACCUGUCUCAACGCAAUCCGCGCCCAUCCCUGUCUCAGCUCCAAGCUGCCCAUCCAUAUCGCCCUGCGUCUGUGUCUGGAAAGUGUCUCCGUUGAGGCUGCGAUACAGAAACUAUCUUCCCUGGGCGGCGUCGCCUCCAGCCAACACAUUCUCAUCGCAGACAGCACUGUCGCCCUUGGGUUGGAGCUCUCGCCACUAGGGGACGAUCAUAUCGCUGAAGACGAAUAUGGGAUGAUUACCCACACGAACCACUUCCUACUUAACCGGAAGGUCAUCGAGCCGCCGUGGCUCUCCGGGUCGCCGGUUCGGUUGGCCAGGGUGCGUGAGCUUGCGAAGGAGAUUGUAGACAGUGGGGUCCUCGAGGAGGACAAUGUCGAUAUCGUUGGUACGGUUCUUCGAGGACGAAUCUUCUCCGAUACGUGUGACGGGCCGCAGUCGAUAUGCUGGCAGGAGGAUCCGACCCAACCAUCAAUUGUCCGGACGGCGACGUUGUUCAACAUCGUGAUGCGGUUGGAGGAGGGGAAUCUUGGGGCGGAGGUUGUGUUCGGCAAGCCGGGUUCGGGGUUGGAGAGUUCUGUGGUCGAGGUGCCGUGGCGAUGACCACGGAGAUUAGCACCAUAUCGCGGUUGUUUCUUUGAUGCGAAAGGAGAGGAGAGAACAGCACGAUGGUUCAUUCUUUGUGUUCAUGUGGUGGAGGCUUCAUAGUGGAGGAAUCCGCUCACCCGAGUUUUUGAGAAUCUUUCACCAUGCAAAACACAAAGGUGCUGGUUAGAGAAUCUCCCUGCAACUCUACGCAAUGCCUUUUAUCGCUUCGAUGCAACCUAUACAAAGAGUCUAUGAAAUUGACGGUAAAUGUUGUUUUCCCAAGCAUCAAACCAUGUUCGUGUUCUCGAUACUCGCAGCUAUAUAAGCAGCUCUCAAGUCUCGACGAGACUGAUUGUGAUUCUGAUUAACAUCCCAUCUAUACAUCUUCUUGAUA